GGCGACGAUAAGAAACUCCGAGCAUCGAAUUGUCAUCCUGCUCGCCCGAAUAGGUUUCGAAUUCAGUUUCAGUUGUGCCUGUGCCGGAGCUCGUUGUGCCAGAUGAUAAACAAAUUUCGAGUUAUUUUCACAUUUUCAGUUUAUCCUCUUUGCUUCUGUAAAAAACAUUAAUGAGUGUAACGUAUUAAGAACGGCAGCAACAGAGACGAAACAGAAACGUAAAAAAGUAAAGUUAUCUAAAUUAAAAUCGGUACAAGAAAAUAACAUUUUCGAUGUAAAUGCCGAAUCGGCACAUCACGGUAACUAUUCAUUUUUAUAGCGGCAUUUAAAGUAAACAACAAUAAAAAAUAACAAAAACGAAGAAGCAAGAUGUAUCCCAAUAGUUUUUAUAAAAUGAAAAAUUUUGCCAAUCCCAAGACGAUGUUCAAGUCAUGCAUCAAUAAUGAUGAGCAAUUCAGUACGGAGCCGGUGGUACCGACCACAAAUGGAAGUCGCAUGGUUAGGUCCUCAUCGAUGAGAGGUGGUCCAAAGUCUGGAUCGCCGCAAAACGGACAGAAUUGUUUCGGGAACGGCUAUCCAAAUGCCACUAGUACUCCGGACUCAAACACAUCCAAAUAUAAGAAUACCCAAUCGACAUCAUCAUAUGGUAAUACUGCUAAUGGUAGCGGCAAUGGAUCCGGUGCCAUCUCAGCAAGCGGUAGCAAUGGUGGGAAUAUUGGAAAUGGAUUUGGUUCGUUUGCUGGCUCAGAAGAUUCUGUCGCACGCUCCCAUUCGAGCUGCUCGAAUCCAGACGAUGCUGUGCCCAGCACAUCGAUGGCCUGCGGACUUGGAGCUGGAGCCCCAAUGACAGACUCUUAUGGCGAUGCGUCAGGUGAACAACCGGCUGGACAACAGGAGCCGGCUGAGCCGCAUCAUCCAUUGCAUAGCAAUUGGACUUUAUGGUACUUGGAGAACGAUCGCAGCAAAUCCUGGGAGGAUAUGCUUCACGAGGUGACUAGCUUCAAUACAGUGGAGAAUUUCUGGAGCUUAAUCAAUCACAUUAAGCCGCCAUCGGAAAUCAAAUUGGGCAGCGAUUAUUGUCUAUUCAAGAAGGGUAUACGCCCCAUGUGGGAGGAUGAUGCCAAUGUUCAUGGCGGGCGUUGGGUGAUUAAUUUGAAUAAGAAUACUCAAAAUGAUCUGGAUCAUUUCUGGCUGGACACGAUGCUCUGCUUGAUCGGCGAAUGCUGUGACUAUUCGGAUGAACUUUGCGGCGCUGUUGUCAAUAUCAGAGGCAAAAGCAACAAGAUAUCCAUCUGGACCGCUGACGGUGGCAAUGAGGCUGCCGCUCUUGAAAUUGGUAACAAACUACGCGAAAGCCUUCGCAUGGAGAGUGGCUAUGUUCUGCAAUAUCAGUUGCAUAAGGAUACCAUGGUCAAGCAGGGCUCCGCUGUCAAGUCCAUCUACACUCUAUAACUACCAAAAAAAAAAAAAAGAAAAAAAAAAGCGAAACAAAAGAGAAAAAGAAAACGAAUAUCAAAAAUGAUCAAGAAUCUCACGCACACAAACAGAUCAACAAAACAUUCGAUUCGUUUUAUUAUUGCUAUAUAUAUGUAUAUACACUUUUUUUUUUUUUUUUGAAGAAGGAAUUUUUAGAUCCUGAACCGCCCGAUAGCCCUCCCAUCCCUCAAGUCUUAAGCUAUUAGUAUUGUCAAAAAUUCUUACACACAACCGGCUGGAAAAAAAUCACACAUUUUUCGGCCUUUGCUAAAUUUAUAUAGUUAAAUUAUGUUCACUUUAUUAAGGGAUCUAAAAAAAAAAAAACAAAAACAUUAGGAGGAAAUGGAUGUCAGUGAAAUUUUUUAGUUGUUAUUACUACGACACAAACAAAAGACUUACAAAAAAAUAAACUCCAUAUGGGCAAAAUCAUGACAGAAACACCAGAAGUUUCAAAUGAAAA
Molecule: messenger RNA, 1936 nt
Organism: Drosophila willistoni
Lineage: Eukaryota; Metazoa; Arthropoda; Insecta; Diptera; Drosophilidae
Gene: eIF4E7
Product: eukaryotic translation initiation factor 4E1
Exons: 3
Coding region: 370-1452 (360 amino acids)
Biological process (GO): translational initiation
Cellular component (GO): eukaryotic translation initiation factor 4F complex; cytoplasm
Molecular function (GO): translation initiation factor activity; RNA 7-methylguanosine cap binding
Source: RefSeq, a predicted model, not a curated record